Molecule: messenger RNA, 638 nt
Organism: Cyprinodon variegatus (sheepshead minnow)
Lineage: Eukaryota; Metazoa; Chordata; Actinopteri; Cyprinodontiformes; Cyprinodontidae
Product: 3-mercaptopyruvate sulfurtransferase-like
Exons: 3
Coding region: 1-444 (147 amino acids)
Biological process (GO): transsulfuration
Cellular component (GO): mitochondrion
Molecular function (GO): thiosulfate-cyanide sulfurtransferase activity
Source: RefSeq, a predicted model, not a curated record
AUGAGAGACUUCCAGGCGGAGCUCAAUCAGUCCUGGGUGAAGAGCUUUGAAGAUGUGAUGGAGAACAUCAAGACCAAGAAGGUCCAGGUGGUGGAUGCAAGGUCUGCUGGCAGGUUCAGAGGAACUGACCCAGAACCCAGAGAAGAUAUACAGUCGGGGCAUUUCCCCGGAGCGAUCAACAUGCCCUACACAACUUUCCUGGAUUCUUCUGGAAAGCAUCACAACACCGAGGCUCUGACCAAGCUCUUUAAAGAUGCUGGAGUGGACCUGGAGAAGCCCAUCUGGGCCUCAUGUGGUUCCGGAGUCACUGCGUGCCACAUUCUUCUGGCUGCCGACCGACUGGGGCGCGCUGAUCUUUUUCUUUAUGAUGGCGCCUGGGUUGAAUGGUUCAAAAGGGCCUCUCCAGAUUUGAUCAUUUCUGAGGGGAAGGGGAAGAAGGAAUAAAGUGGAUUUGGGAUAAGUUUUCUAUACAUAUAAUCUGUUCUGUUUCCAUUUAAUCGAGUGUCAUGGAAAGGAAGAAUAUUACACUAAUUGAUAGAAGCUCACAUAUAGUGAUGUAUGAUUCAACUUUGAUUCUGAAGUGAUUAAAAAUAAAAUGUUAUCUCCUCAUGCAAUGAUGGUAUGUUUAUUGAAGCGGU